UAUAAAUGGUACCUUGGUCAUUUCAUCAAUAUUUGGGCGGAAAAUGAAAGUAAGUAUGAUUUAGGGAGAGUCAAUUUAUUGUUGCCAUCGCGCCAAAUCAUCGUGCUGCCUUGUCUCUGUAUUCAAGCACAACUGUGUGUGCUGAUCACAGGUUUUGGUUGACUCACUGUGAAAGCUUAACUGAGAGCAAACAUGGAUGUUGAUUCACAGCCAACUAUGGAGGAAACUAUAUUGGUUGGUGAUGAUCUGAUGAUGGGACCGCCAUCACCUAUCAUCCCACCAGAAAUUGCUUCUCAUGUUCUUGAAGGUGUUGAUUUAUGUGAUGACAUUCUAAGAACUCUAUUCCUGUGCCUGCAAAUCAAUGGCACCGAGCCAUUCUGUCAGGAUGAAAUUUCUUUGUAUCGAGAUUGUUCUGAAAAGAGGGAUAAGGAACUACGGCAGAGGCUUCAGGAUAGUGAGCACAAAUUGGGAUUAUCAAUGCCUUUAGAUCAAGCAAAGGAAAGAGCUGCUCAGCUUGAAUCAGAAGUCACAUCAUUGGAAAGGCGCUUUAUUCUUGCCAGUGGAAUGGAAGGAAUUGAAGGAUUCCGUCAGAGAUGGAGUUUACAUGGUCGUCUUACAGAUACCAAGAAAAGGCUAGAGUCCCUAAAGCAGGGAAUGGAGAAGAGAAAGAAGGAUGAACCUGCAGUAGUUCCAACAGGCAAAAAAUGGUUCUUUUGGUGAGGGGUGUUGCUGCAUUUGCUUAAAUUUCACCAGGCAGAUAACAAGAAAAAAACAGCAUACACCUAGCAUUCAGCUUGCGCUUUUAACUCUUGACAGUCUGUGAUUCUGUUCCAUCAUAAACUUUAAUGUGAAGUCUGUAUUCCCUCUCAGUUUUCUUAAAAGGUGUGAUCCUAUUGUUUUUA
This is a messenger RNA of Mangifera indica (mango), 902 nucleotides long. RefSeq lists its product as uncharacterized. The record is from RefSeq and is a predicted model, not a curated record. Bases 193 to 720 code for a protein of 175 amino acids. The transcript is spliced from 7 exons. NCBI's taxonomy places the organism in Eukaryota, Viridiplantae, Streptophyta, Magnoliopsida, Sapindales, Anacardiaceae.